AUGGCCGAACCAUUAUGGGAAGAGCUUCUCGGUCAAGACAACUGGCAAAACCUGUUGGAACCACUUGACCUAUCCCUUCGAAGACUCGUCCUUCGAGCUGGCGACUUCUGUCAAGCCACUUACGACACUUUCAUCAACGACCAAAACUCCAUCUACUGUGGAGCUAGCCGUUACGGCAAACCAUCCUUCUUCCACAAAGUCAUGCUCGAAGAGGCAAGACACUACGACGUUGUUUCGUUCCUUUACGCCACAGCUCGUGUAAGUGACCAUGAAGCCUUCUUUCUAAGCUCCAUGUCAAGAGAGUCUUGGGACCGUGAGACUAACUGGAUCGGUUAUAUCGCGGUAACGUCUGAUCAAAGGACAGCUGAGAUUGGAAGGCGAGAGAUCUAUGUUGUGUUUCGUGGGACGACGAGUAACUACGAGUGGGUUAAUGUGAUGGGAGCCAAGUUGACUUCGGUUAAAGAUCUGUUGGUGGACGGUCGAGAUGGUCCUGAGGUUAUGCUUGGAUGGUUCACUAUUUAUACAACGGCUAAUCCUAACUCACCUUUCACCAAGAUGAGUGCACGUUCGCAGCUUCUCACCAAGAUCAGUGAACUGCUAGAGCUAUACAAGGACGAGAAGCCUAGCAUAAUCCUCACGGGACACAGUCUCGGUGCAACUAUAGCGACUCUUGCAGCGUUGGACUUGGCAGAAAACGUUACAAGCGGCUAUAGCGAUGUACCGCCCGUGACGGCUAUUGUAUUUGGUUCUCCGAGAGUUGGCAACAGAGAAUUCUUAAACAGAAUCAACGAACAUGAUAACGUGAGGAUAUUGCACGUGAAAAACGAAAUUGAUCUUAUCACUCGUUAUCCAGCUAAGAUAAUGGGGUACGUCAACAUUGGGACCAAACUCAAAAUCGAUACAAGAGUUUCACCUUCUCUUAAAGAAACUCAUCACCCUGGUGACUGGCAUAACCUUCAGGCGAUGUUACAUGUAGUAGCGGGAUGGAACGGGAAGAACCAGAAGUACGAGAUGAAAGUGAAGAGAAACAUAGCGUUGGUUAACAAAUCAUGUGCACUGUUGAAAGAGGAGUGUUUGGUUCCCGAGUGUUGGUGGGUGGAGAAAAACAAAGGUAUGAUCAAGACUGAGGAUGGAGAUUGGGUCAUGGCUACUCCAGACGAUGAAGACAUGCCUGUCGUGGAGUUUGAGUGAUUUAUCAUUGAUUUGGUUUGUUGUAUGUAUG
Messenger RNA from Raphanus sativus (radish), 1222 nucleotides. Its product is annotated as phospholipase A1-IIdelta-like. The record is from RefSeq and is a predicted model, not a curated record. Bases 1 to 1191 code for a protein of 396 amino acids. The transcript is spliced from 3 exons. Gene Ontology annotation, biological process: lipid metabolic process. Gene Ontology annotation, molecular function: glycerophospholipid phospholipase A1 activity. NCBI's taxonomy places the organism in Eukaryota, Viridiplantae, Streptophyta, Magnoliopsida, Brassicales, Brassicaceae.